GUAGUCCCAUAGGCAAGAUGCAGGCACGAAACCUUCCUCUGGCGCUCCUGCUGGUGUGUUGGGCCAUUGCGUCCUGCGAAGCCACUCUGUCCAUUGGUGGCUUAGUGGGUGGCUUGGCGGUUCUAAAGGGCGCGGCGCUGGUCGGUUACGCAGUGGGGCGUCACCAACGUUACAACAGGGGACACUACCACGGCCGUUCUCACUAUCACGGAGGCUAUAACGGGAGAAGGCACUAUCGCUACGGCCGCUCCGUCGAUCCCGACACCGAAGAAGACGCUGAUGAAGGCAAGAACCUGCUCCUGUCCACCGUGGGGCAGCUCGACCCCGACGGAUGCAUCCUCAAGAUGCUCUGCCACCUCCAAACCAGGAGUCACUCCAGCCUCACGCCAGAGGAGAACCUCCUCGUCGACAUGUUCUCCAACAACACCGAGACCAUGUCCUCCUACAACGCCGCCUUCGUCUACGCCACGGACGUCGGCACGAAGACCCGCGACCCGUCCGUCUGCAACGGACUCUUCCCCAAAUGUUCCCUCAAGGAAGAGCAGCUGAGUGGCCUUCUUCGGAGAGUCUGGGGCUGCGCCUCUGACCUCUUCCGAGAAGACGUUGAGCGCGAGGAGGACUUCAGUGCCACUCCGCCCAUAGGCGAGGAACGGCCUGUCGAUGAGGAGCCCCGACAGGAAUAACAAAUCUUGGACGAAGACCAACCCAUUGUCGACUAUGUCGAAGAAUUGGCCACUAAUUGUCCCUGCAAGCUAAUCUGCCUCUGCUUGAUGAAAUGCUCCUUGAUAACGGAAUGCCCCGGGAUAAGCCUCGAAAUAACAAAAUGUCCAUGGAUGAACUGGUGUCUCUAAUUAUGGAAUAAUCAAUUUACAAUAUUGCCUAAGAUCGAUAGCUAUGUGUUAGGACAAUAUAUUCAUAGAAAUAUAUUGUCGAUAUCA
This is a messenger RNA of Penaeus monodon (black tiger shrimp), 938 nucleotides long. RefSeq lists its product as uncharacterized. Lineage: Eukaryota; Metazoa; Arthropoda; Malacostraca; Decapoda; Penaeidae. The transcript is spliced from 2 exons. The coding region runs from base 18 to 683 and encodes 221 amino acids. The record is from RefSeq and is a predicted model, not a curated record.